AUGUGUGUUUGCUUGACAGUCUGUUAUAUUUGCUAGGUAUAUAUGGAUCGAUAUUCCAUUAUAAUUAGCCAAUCAUGUUAAGACUGUCUAUUGAUUUGUUCAUUUGGAAUAUUCGCUCACACACUUGUGUGACAUUGCUUCUCCUUGUGUUUGGAAAAUAGAAGUAUCAUCGCAAACCUAGUGGUCUUCUGAUUUCCGUCUUUCUUGCGUCAGGACUAUUAAAUUCUCGACCAGUACAUAACAAUAAUUUGGCGACGGGGAAAACUAUGGACUCUUCUAAAUUGGAAUUACUAUUUGAACAACAAAUGAAAUUAAUGGAAAUGUUCGUCAACCAACAGACUGGUCCAACUUCACCUUCAAGCAAUCUGAAUCAUACCAUGCUACCAUCUGUCGACGGAAUUGUGAAUAGUAUUUCACAGUUCAAUUAUAAUCCAGAUGCGAAUGUCACUUUUGACACAUGGUAUCAACGAUAUGAGGAUUUAUUCACUGUUGAUCUCGCCUCACAAGACGAUGCUUGGAAGGUGCGAGUGUUGUUACGUAAAUUGGGUCCCGCAGAAUAUGAGAGGUACUGCAACCUAAUUUUACCCCAAAAACCACGUGACAAGUGUUUCGAUGAUACAAUAAAGCUGCUGCGUGAACAUUUUGGAGACCACUCCUCAUUAUUCAGCAUACGUUAUCGUUUCCUCAAGCUGACAAUGAAUGAAAAUGAUGAUUUUCUUACUCACGUUGGCACAGUCAACCGAGAAUGUGAGAGAUUUCGACUCAGGUCCUUAACAGAUGAUCAAUUCAAAGCCUUGAUUCUCAUAUGCAGUCUUCAAUCUCCUCGUUUCACAGAUAUCCGAACUCGACUGCUCAAUCAGCUAGAAAAAAAUCCUAAGUUAACAUUACAUGACAUAGCUGAUGAAUAUCAACGGCUGAUUAAUUUGCAGAAAGACACACACCUGGUCGAAUCAACACCUUCGAGAAGCUCUGAUAUUCAUGCAUUACGAAAGAGCAAAAAUCUCUCAUCAUCCACUCCUGACCCACCUUCUUCUAAUGUUCCGCGGAAAUCUACACAUACUCGUCCAACUUCACAAAAUACUGCAAAGAAGACCCCACCAUCACCAUGCUGGCAUUGUGGCGCGUGGCACUUUGUAAAGUCUUGUCCAUACAAAAAUCAUCGUUGCAGCAAGUGCAAAAUCAUUGGUCAUAAAAAUGGUUUUUGUCAGCCACGCAAACCCAGAUAUCAUAAUCCAGCGAAAGCUCGACAAACUGUUGGUCCUAAAUCCCCAAAAAGGUCAAUGAGUCUAGUCGCAACCUGUCAAGUCACAACACCAGGUAUGCGGAAAUAUAUUGACCUUCAGAUGAAUGGUCAUGAUGCACGUCUGCAGCUAGAUACCGCCUCUGAUAUUACUGUUAUAUCAGAGAAACUUUGGAAUAAUAUUGGCAGACCACCAAUCGCAAAUACUUCUCAGACUGCUGUCAGCGCCUGUGGUGGGCGGCUCAAACUAAUUGGUGAACUCAAAUGUUCUGUUUCAUUCCGCAAUAUCAAAUUCACAGGAAUUUGCUACGUCACCAAGAGUGAUUUAAAUCUUUUGGGACUUGAUUGGUUCGAUCGUUUGCAUCUGGCUGAUGUCCCACUAAAUUCUCUAUGCAAUGCAGCCAAGAAACAUAAAAUGUCAGACAAUUCCGGACGAAGCCGAAGCCGCAAACCCAACAGGCAGACGAAGCGACAGACGUCAACAACAAGCUCAACGGUUCCAGAUAAACCCCCAAGAAAACACCCUACUAAUCAUCAAUCUUCUCAAAAGGGGAGGUGAUAUAUAUAUCCAUAUAAUAUGUGUGUUUGUUUGACAGUCUGAUCUUGGUGAUGUAUCCAUAUAAUAUGUGUGUUUUGUUUGACAGUCUGAUAUAUUCUGCUAUGUAUAUAUGGAUCGAUAUUCCAUUAUAAUUAGCCAAUCACGUUAAGACUGUCUAUUGAUUUGUUCAUUUUGAAUAUUCGCUCGCACACUUGUGUCCACACACUUGUUCAGACAUUCAUAUAUAUUUGCUCUCACACUCUUGUGUGACAUUGAUUCUCUUUGUGUUUUGGAAAAUAGAAGUAUCAUCGGAAACCUAGUGGUCUUCUGAUUUCCGUCUUUCUUGCGUCAGGACUAUUAA
Molecule: messenger RNA, 2139 nt
Organism: Trichobilharzia regenti
Lineage: Eukaryota; Metazoa; Platyhelminthes; Trematoda; Strigeidida; Schistosomatidae
Source: the annotation of a GenBank genome assembly